Messenger RNA from Manihot esculenta (cassava), 3696 nucleotides. Its product is annotated as vacuolar protein sorting-associated protein 54, chloroplastic. The record is from RefSeq and is a predicted model, not a curated record. Gene Ontology annotation, biological process: retrograde transport, endosome to Golgi; Golgi to vacuole transport. Gene Ontology annotation, cellular component: GARP complex. The transcript is spliced from 12 exons. NCBI's taxonomy places the organism in Eukaryota, Viridiplantae, Streptophyta, Magnoliopsida, Malpighiales, Euphorbiaceae. The coding region runs from base 1473 to 2933 and encodes 486 amino acids. Gene Ontology annotation, molecular function: syntaxin binding.
AGAAUCCUCGGGCAUGGUUUGGCUGGUUUAGUGCGGUGGUCCAACAGUUUGGAAUGAAGAUGAGUAAGUGUGAUCACUCAGUGUUUUAUAGAAAUUCUGAUAGUGGAGUAAUUCUGCUUGUAGUAUAUGUGUAUUGUAUUGUUAUCACAGGAAUUGACGUUGCUGGCAUUACAUUCCUAAAAGAAUUUCUCAAAACAUAGUUUUUAUACAAAGGAUUUGGGCUCCUUGAAAUAAUUUUUGGGCAUCAAAAUUAUGCGGUGUAAGAAAGACAUUUCUUAUCUCAAAUAAAAUAUGUUCUUGAUUUGUUGGCAAAAACAGAAAAAUUGGGUGCUAAGCCUUGUAGUGCACCAAUGACUCCUAAUCUUCAAUUUACCAUAGAAGAUAGUAAGCUAUUUGCAGAUCCUAAAAUGUAUAAAACAUUAGUUGGCAAGCUGAAUUAUUUGACGGUGACUCGUUCUGAUAUUGCAUAUUCAGUGAGUGUGGUAAGUCAGUUUAUGUUCUCCCCUACUGUUGCUUAGUGGAUGCUUUGGGACAGAUUCUUCACUACUUGAAAAGGGCCCCAGGAUGGGGCCUCUUCUAUGGUAACCAUGGACACUCAAAUAUUGAAUGCUUUUCUGAUACUGAUUGGGCAGGUUCGAAGGUUGAUAGGAGGUCAACCACUACAUAUUGUGUUUUUGUAGGAGGUAACCUGGUCUCAUGGAAAAGUAAGAAGCAAAACGUGGUCUCUCGUUCUAGUGCUGAAUCUGAAUAUCGAGUCAUGGCACAAGCCGUAUGUGAAGUCUUGUGAGUUGUCAACUGUUGGAAGAGGUUGGGCUCACAAAUUUGGUGCUUACUAAGUUGUGGUGUGAUAAUCAAGCAGCUAUUUACAUUGCCUCCAAUCCAGUAUUUCAUGAGAGGACUAAACACAUCGAGAUUGAUUGUCAUUUUGUUCGUGAGAAGGUUCAACAAAAGAUAAUCUCAACAAGACAUAUUUGAAUUGGAGAACAACUGGGAGAUAUCUUCACUGAAGCUCUAAAUGGGACUCGAGUUAAUUAUAUAUGUAACAAGUUGGGCAUGAUUAACUUCUAUGCUCAAUCUUGAGGGGAGUGUUAUAGGUUAUAGAAAAUAAAUAUGUUAAUAUAGGAAGUAAAGAUUGAUAGAUGUGUUAGUUACUUAAUCUUAGGGAUUGUAUGAUCAUAGACUUGAUUUUCUUUCCUUUCUAGAUACGGUCUCUAAUGUAUAAAUAUGCUGUGAUCUUUAUUGUAAUAGACAACAAAUAUUAUCUUUCUACACGGAGAAGCCACACACCGGGAAUCCAGUGACUGGAUCUUGAAUGAAGGCCAGUCGGUGGAAAGAAUCCUAUUGAGAUAGGUGGUGAAGAAGAGUGGUUGCUUUAGAUAGUGACCUUCAAAUGGCAGUAGGUGAAAUCUCAGAAGCAGCAAAGAAAAAAGUGAGGAAAAAAAUUAGGGUUUCUCAAGGGGAGCUCUGAUACCAUGUUUGAAGUUGAUGGAAAAAUGGCCGAUGUAUUGCGAGAGAAUGCUGAAGCCGUCUUUGCUGCUUGCGAUGCUGCUCAUGGAAGAUGGGCAAAACUUCUUGGGGUCCGUGCUCUUCUUCAUCCUAAGUUGAGAUUGCAGGAGUUUUUAGGCAUUUACAACAUCACUCAAGAGUUUAUUACUGCUACUGAGAAGAUAGGUGGCAGGUUGGGGUAUAGUAUUCGUGGAACACUACAAUCACAGGCCAAAGCAUUUGUUGAUUUCCAGCAUGAAAUGCGCAUGACAAAAAUUAAGGCAGUGCUUGAUCAAGAGACAUGGGUGGAAGUUGAUGUCCCUGAUGAGUUUCAGGCCAUUGUUGCCUCAUUUUUUUCUUAUGAGGCAUUGAUAUCUGGGGACAUUGAUGAUGCUCAAGGUAUCAUGACAAAAAGAUAUGGUGAAGUGGUCACAAACAAUGAUGGUUCAAUACUGGCUGACACUGAAGCACAAAAUGCUCCACAUCCACUUAUGAGGAUGGAUUCUGGUGAGAUAUCUUUACAGAGCACCACACAAGUGAAAUAUGCUCCUGUGGCUGAAGCAACAGAAAGCAAUAGAGCAGAUGUUACUUCAGCUCAGAGCAACAAUAAUAAUGCGAAGGAGCGUGGAAAGGGUGCCUCUCAAACGCUUGUAUGUGGAGGUGUUGGUUAUCACAUGGUAAACUGUGGCUUAAUAUUGCUGAAGAUGUUGUCAGAGUACAUUGAUAUGAAUAAUUUUUUGCCAGCACUGUCUUCAGAAGUUGUACAUCGUGUUGUGGAGAUAUUAAAAUUUUUUAAUACGAGGACUUGUCAACUUGUUCUUGGAGCUGGUGCCAUGCAGGUGUCUGGAUUGAAGUCUAUUACUUCUAAGCACUUAGCCCUUGCAAGUCAAGUCAUCAGUUUUACAUAUGCUAUUAUUCCUGAAAUCAGGCGAGUUCUUUUCCUUAAAGUACCUGAGAUAAGAAAGCCGUUGCUGCUCUCUGAGAUGGAUCGUGUAGCCCAGGAUUACAAGGUUCACCGAGAUGAAAUACAUACAAAGCUGGUUCAGAUAAUGAGAGAAAGGUUGUUGGUUCAUUUACGUGGAUUACCUCAAAUUGUUGAGAGCUGGAAUAGACCUGAAGAUGCUGACUCACAGCCUAGUCAAUUUGCUCGAUCUCUUAUAAAGGAAGUUGGAUACCUUCAACGUGUCUUAUCUCGAACUUUACACGAGGCAGAUGUUCAAGCAAUUUUUAGGCAAGUGGUUAUAAUUUUCCAUUCGCAAAUUUCUGAAACAUUUUCACGGUUAGAGAUCAGCACUCCGCAAGCAAAGGACAGGCUUCAUCGUGAUGUUAAACACAUUCUUGGAUGCAUUAGGUCAUUACCUACUGAUAACUUUAGCAAUUCUGGUACUCCUAACUGGGGGCAACUCGAUGAAUUCUUGAUACAAAAGUUUGGAGCUGAAACUGGUUAGAGAACUGUUGUCAAGUACCAAUCUGAUCGCUUUUUAAUGAGACUUUGAGGAAACAUAUAGAGAUCUCAGAACCAGUUCUCAGCUUAUACGUUUACGGUUUUCCUGUAGAAUAAAAUUGAGGUAUUAGUCAACGUGUUGGGGGUAACUGACAAUCAUCUCAAGGCAGAUUGUGGUGUUUAUUCUUACACUGAAAACUCCCCAUUCUGUGGAAGGCAAUGUCAAUUUUUACACAAUCAUACAAUCAUCAAUAGGAUGCCUUGAGCACAGUGGUUUAUAGUUUAUAUUUUAUUUUAAGGCAUAAGGAUUCUGGAGUAGCAUUGUGAAUCGUGAUGGACGACUGCUAAACGGAAGGAACGAGCAGGAAAUUGAUAGAAUCGUUGGAGCCUGUAUGCAAUGGAUGAAACUUGAUUGUUUGUGCUGUUGCUGCAUUUUCUUGUCCAAAAUUUGGAGAAAUACAAGGAGCGAUUGGCAUGUAGAACCAAUUAACUUGGGAAAGCAUUCAAAUAAAAUUCCAUGACAAAUAGAGGCUGAAAUGAGUUGACUAUCACUAUGAAUUACUUGCAUGUGACUGCAUGAAAAUGGUAGUUUAGGUUUUAAAAUAAAGCUGAUUUCUCUAUGUAAAUACUUGAGACUAAGUAAGCUUCCAUGUACUAUUGGUACUAUGCUCUUACUGGGUUUUCUCACUUAACUAAUUGAACUUCAUUGUAUGACUGGUACUAUGCUCUUCCCGGGUAAUCACAAUUCAAGACUAUUUAAAAGAAAA